UUUCACAGCUCCGCCUAACAGUAUAUUUCACCUCCGAGGAUGAAACCUGUGUGGAUUUUGCUCUUGUCUCUGAACAUAAUAAUUUCAGCCCAUGUUGUGGAUUUUUCCAGAAAAUCAUUUAUUUCAAUUCUCUCAAUAAAGUCUGGAAACCAAGUAACUCUUCACUGCCCUCUUCAAGAAAUUCCCAAUGCUGUGAGUGUGGUUUGGUACAAACAGCAUUUUGGAGAAAUGCCCCAAAUGGGGGAAAGAUUAGCCUAUAAGGAGGUGAAAAUAAACCCCACUUUUGAUGCAUUAGGAUUUACAAUAGUAGCGAAUACUAAUGAGAUUUCUCUUACGAUACCACAAAUAAACUUUAAUGAUGGAGGACUUUACUACUGUGGGAAAAGCUACUUGGACGAUUUUGCAUUAUCCAGUGGCGUAUUCUUGGCAGUGACAGGAGAUAAAGAUGUAAAAGUCUCAGUGAACCAGAGCAGUGUAUCAGACUCGGUUCCUGCAGGAGCAUCAGUGACUCUGCAGUGUUCGGUUCUCUCUGAGAGCAGAGCAGCAGAACUCCAAGUGCUCUGGUUCAGAGCUGCUCCAUCACAAUCCCAUCCUCAAAUCAUUUACACUCAUCACAACAGCAGCCAUCAGUGUGAGAGCGAAUCUUCUACACACACCUGUGUGUACAACUUGUCCAAGAACAUCUUUAGCCUCAAUGAUACUGGAACUUACUACUGCGCUGUGGCCCUGUGUGGAAAGAUCAUUUUCGGGAACGGGACAAGAGUUCAGCUGGUAGCACCUGUGGAUCGGGUAGUGAUGUAUCUCGCUGUAGCAUUGGGGGCGUGCUUGCUUGUGAUUGUUUUUCACAUUAUAACAUGUAAAUGGAGGAACUGUGAACAUAUCAGUGUGAAAGCUGAAGAGAUGUCAGUACAGAAAACAUCAAGUCAGAGCCGUGAUGCAGCAGAGCUGAUUUUUGCUGCCUCACACAUCAAUAAAAGAAGUGGAACGAAAGAACGAGCUCAUGAUAAUGUGUAUACUGAAGUGAUUUACUCUACUGUUUCAUAGAUCAUAUGUUUACUCCAUGUUCUUCUUUGUCUCCUCCAUGUUCUUUCCCAAAAAAAACAAGGCAAUUAGUAAAUGUAAUAACAAUUUAAUAAUAUAAUGUCUGUGUGUGUUCAUGACUGUGAAUGACUGCAUGUACAUGGUUCCCUGUAAUGGACUAACAUCCUGUCUAAGCUGUACAUUUAGUUUAGUUAUUUGUCAGCUUUGUUGGAUGAAUCUGAGGGAUGUGGUGGAGAAACAGGACAAGACGAUUCCAUGAAGCUCCACAUCACAACUUACAGGACUACAAGGAUCUGCUGGUAAAAUCUUUGUGCUACAGUAUAUACCAUAACAUACGUUUAGAGGUCUUGUUGAGUCCAGGCCUUGUGGUGGCACAUGGAGAUCCUACACAAUACUACUGAUGUGGUUAUAAUGUUCCAUUUCAUUGGUGCACAUGUUCAUUAAAACAUCUUCUAUUACAUUAUAUACUAACAGUCAAUUUGUAUAAUCUCAUUGAUUAUUAUCAUUUUUAUUUUGUUUCCUGAAAAUGUAUAUUAUUAAUAUUAUGUUCUCUGAAAUGUUUGGGUAUAAAGGCUGCCGCACUGAAA
This is a messenger RNA of Silurus meridionalis, 1628 nucleotides long. RefSeq lists its product as uncharacterized. Gene Ontology annotation, biological process: response to bacterium. The record is from RefSeq and is a predicted model, not a curated record. Lineage: Eukaryota; Metazoa; Chordata; Actinopteri; Siluriformes; Siluridae.